Molecule: messenger RNA, 1401 nt
Organism: Hippocampus zosterae (dwarf seahorse)
Lineage: Eukaryota; Metazoa; Chordata; Actinopteri; Syngnathiformes; Syngnathidae
Gene: sdc2
Product: syndecan 2
Exons: 5
Coding region: 358-1002 (214 amino acids)
Biological process (GO): cell migration
Cellular component (GO): membrane; cell surface
Source: RefSeq, a predicted model, not a curated record
AGAGAGAGAGAGAGAGAGAGAGAGGGAGAGAGAGCGAGAAGCUCGACCGACGCGUCUCGCGUGGAUUUUACCAACCAAGGCAGCGCGCGAAGGACUUUGCUCUUAUACCCCGCUUUAUUUUUGCAUUUAUUUGUCAAAUGUACUAAAACUGGGCUUACGAAGCAAACUACACGAGAAGCAGCAGCCGGGGUGGAAUAAAACAAACAAACGCAACACGUAUCCGGUAGUGGUCCCAAGAGAGAAACGACAGGAGUUUGGAGCCAGACGUGGAAAGCAAAGCGAAGUAAGGGACGGGGAAAAGACGGCAUUUCGCUUGCUGUGCAGCACUACCCUCUGCAACAACAAAAAAACGGAAUAAUGAGGAACGUUUGCUUCAUUUUGACCCUCGGCUUGGCAGUCUACCUCUCCGGGGAAAGGAUAGCAGAGGCAGCCAAGACUUCCUCCCAGGCUGACGACUUAUACCUGGAUGACACCGGCUCGGGAGGUUACUACCCCGAAGACGACGAUGACUUUAACUCGGGGUCUGGCUCAGGUGCGGGUAAAGAGGUGGCCGAAGAAGUAGUGACCGUCAGUAUGGUGUAUAUCGCACCCAAAGCAAUAGAUCCCACCAAGGACUCCACCAAAGAUUUCAGCACCAAGGUGGAGGCGGCUACAGUCAGAGAAAAGGCCGGCGACGGCGCAUCUAAGAAGCCAUUCAGAACAGAGGCCCCACCAGUGCCGGUUACAGAGGACAUGCAGAGGAACCAGAUAACCAGUACAACCAGCGCCCCAGGCUCGGCUCAAGAGCCUAUCGAGGUCCGCACCGAGAACCUCUUCCAAAGGACGGAAGUGCUGGCAGCUGUUAUUGCUGGCGGGGUGAUUGGAUUCCUGUUCGCCAUCUUCCUCAUCCUACUCCUGGUUUACCGCAUGAGGAAGAAGGACGAGGGCAGCUAUGACCUGGGUGAGAGGAAACCUUCCGGCGGAGCCUAUCAGAAGGCCCCGACCAAGGAGUUUUAUGCAUAAAAGGCCCGCCCCACCAGUCAUGGGAUCAACAAAUCACAAGAGGCUGCCCGAGCUGCAGCGCCCGGCAGCAGCGAACAUGAGAAACAACAAUACGUUACAAUGUUGAUUCAUGGAAAAAUAGCGUUAACGGAAAGCUUUUGCAUCGCAUAUUGUUCUUGAUUUUUUUUCCUGCCCCCCCUCCCCCUUUUUAUUUUCCCAAACAAGCUUUCCUCAUUUUAUGGCAACUGUCAGUGUAUUGUAUAAAAAAACAAACAAACAAGAUUUUAAAAAAGAUAUCACAAACAGGAUCUGUAAAGGUGAGAAAAUCAACUGCAUCAGUCUUCUGUCAAAGGAGCUUGUGUUUAGUCACUGACUACUUUUAACUGUAGCAGUAUGUGUAAAGAAAAAAAAAAGUCAAAA